AUGCUUCGUGGGACUCCUGAGAUUACCCCUCUUAAGGCCCUGACCCACCAAGCCGACGGCAAAAGAACUAGCGGCGAUGAAGCCGACGAAGCCGACUGUUCGCCUCACGUCGCCCUGUGUAAGUACCGCACACUGCACAGACUACAGCCGACGGCCAACCAGCCAACGGCCAGUUCUGCGCAUGCAUGGUUUCGUGCAGCUGAUAAAAUGUCUGAUAAGUUGCAAAUGGCACUGGCAUUGUCAGCCCUUGGUCCUUUGCUUGUGGAAGAAGAGAGGAAGACGCGGAGAGGAAAAAUAAGGAGAAACCGCACGAAAUGGGUGAAAUCAUGGAUACUGCAACAACAGGCUCAAGGGGCUUUCCCAAACCUGUGUCGAGAGCUGGAGACAAAUGAAACCUCCGAUUUUAAAAAUUUUGCUCGGUUCUUUCCUGUCCAGUUUCACGUGUUGGAGGAACUUGUCAGUCCGAUCAUCCAGAGGCAGAACACUAACUACCGGGAUUGUAUCUCCGUUGGGAAGCGGCUGAUGAUUACAUUGCGCUUCUUGGCAACAGGGGAAAGCUUCAGGAGCCUUUCUUACCAGUUCCGAGUGGAAGUGUCAACAAUUCGGCAAUUGGUUCCUGAAACCUGUACAGCAAUCUACCAGGUUUUAAAGGAGAAAUACUUGAAGUGCCCAGACACAAUUGAAGAGUGGCAGCAGGUAGCCGAUGGAUUCCAGGCUCAGUGGACCAGCUGGCUCCUUAUUGCAUUGUGGCAGAUGAGGCAUUUCCCUUGAAGGAGUACCUCAUAAAGCCAUAUCUGAACUGCAGGCUAUCUGUAGAGCAACGCAUCUUUAAUUACAGGCUGUCACGAGCUCGGAGGGUGGUGGAAAAUGCUUUUGGAAUCCUAGCCAAUCGUUUUCGGGUCUUUCUAACCACCAUUAACAUUCAAGACACUGCCAAAGUGGAGGACAUUGUUUUGGCUUGCUGUGCUCUGCACAACUUCCCGCGGACCGAGAGCUGUGACCAAUACAUGGCAGGGAUCGUUGACCAGGAAGGACCAAAUCAUGACACUGUCCCAGGAAGAUGGAGACAAGACCCUGACCUACAGCAGGCUUCCCUGACACACACAACCAAUGCUACAAC
Epinephelus fuscoguttatus (brown-marbled grouper) is the source of this 1120-nucleotide messenger RNA. RefSeq lists its product as uncharacterized. NCBI's taxonomy places the organism in Eukaryota, Metazoa, Chordata, Actinopteri, Perciformes, Serranidae. The transcript has 4 exons. Bases 1 to 771 code for a protein of 256 amino acids. The record is from RefSeq and is a predicted model, not a curated record.